AUGCCCCGGCACUGCUCCGCCGCCGGCUGCUGCACCCGCGACACCCGCGACACCCGCGGCAGAGGCAUCUCCUUCCACCGGCUGCCGCGCCGGGACGAUCCUCGCCGAGCUCAGUGGUUGGAGAACAGCCGGAGACGGGACCCGGCGGGCGGGGGGCGCUGGGACCCCAGCUCCAAGUACAUCUACUUCUGUUCCCAGCACUUCGAACAGUCCUGCUUCGAGCUCGUGGGCUACAGUGGCUACCACCGCCUGAAGGAAGGCGCCGUCCCCACCGUGUUCUCCGUGGGUCCCUCCCGGCCCCCCCGGCCCAAGCCCCCUCCCCCCGCCGACAGCGACCCCCCAAAACCUCUGAGGAGCACCCGCAGGUGGAGACGGGACCCCCUCCCGUCCCCUCCGCACCCCCCGUUCCCCUCGGACGCCUCCUGCUUCCCCCGGGACACCAAAGACCCGGGCCCGCCCCCGGCCGGCGACCACGGCGGCGUCCCGGCCCUGCCCGGCCCCUGCGGCUCCGUGCCCGAGACUCUGCUGGUAGCCACGGGCGACGAGGAAGCCACGACCACUCCCGCUCUGCCCGAGGGAGCCCCCCCGACCCCCGCAGCCCCCGCGGGACCCCCGUCGCCCUCCGUGUUCAUGCUGCGGCUGCCGCCGCGGGCCGGCUCGUACAUCCAGAGCGAGCACAGCUACCAGGUGGGCAGCGCGCUGCUCUGGAAGCGCCGAGCCGAGGCCGCGCUGGACGCGCUGGACAAAGCGCAGCGGCAGCUCCAGGCCGGCAAAAGGAGAGAGCAGAGGCUGAGGCUGCGGCUGGCCGAGCUGCAGAGGGAGAGGAGAGCGGGCCCCGAGCCCCGGAGGAGCCUCAAGGAGCCACCCAGGAGCCCCAAGGAGCCACCCAGGAGCCCCAAGGAGAGGAGGAGGAGGAGGGCGCUGAGGAAUUGUCGGUGCUGCCAGCCCCGAGGAGCCACAAAGAGCCCUCAAGGAGCCCAAAAAAGCCCCAAAAAGCCCCAACGAGUCCUUGAGGAGUCCUCGAGGAGCCCCCAAAAGUCCCCAAGGAGUCCUCGAGGAGCCCAAAAGAGCCCCAAGGAGUCCUUGAGGAGUCCCCAGGAGCCCCGAGGAGCCUCCAAGGAGUCCCCAAAAAGCCCCAAGGAGUCCUUGAGGUGUCCCAAGGAACCCCAAAAAGCCCCGAGGUGUCCCUGA
Molecule: messenger RNA, 1191 nt
Organism: Sturnus vulgaris (Common starling)
Lineage: Eukaryota; Metazoa; Chordata; Aves; Passeriformes; Sturnidae
Source: RefSeq, a predicted model, not a curated record